UAAGAUGAGGAGGGUGAUGUCAAGUUUGUGUUGAAAAAUUAUUAAAUUGUCGACGUUUUUGUGAAACAAUUAUGUGAAUAAUGAGAUGAAAGUGUAAAUAAAUGUUUUAUUAGUGUUUUCUAUUGAUUAUGGCGCAUAGUGGUGGUGUUUUGAGUUCCGAUAUAUCAAGAAGGAAUCCACAAGAUGAAUACGAGUUGGUCCAAAGGAUUGGUUCGGGAACCUAUGGCGAUGUCUACAAGGCAAAACGCCUCAAUGGCAACGGCGAACUUGCUGCCAUCAAGGUGAUCAAGCUGGAGCCGGGUGACGACUUCGCCAUCAUCCAGCAAGAGAUACUGAUGAUGAAGGACUGUCGUCACCCGAACAUCGUAGCGUAUUAUGGCUCUUAUUUGCGCAGAGACAAGCUCUGGAUCUCUAUGGAGUAUUGUGGUGGAGGAAGUUUGCAGGAUAUCUACCACGUAACUGGUCCGCUGACUGAAAUUCAAAUCGCAUACAUGUGCCGGGAGACACUCACUGGUCUCUCCUAUCUGCAUAGCAUGGGCAAGAUGCAUAGGGAUAUAAAGGGCGCCAACAUACUUCUAACGGAAUGCGGUGAUGUGAAGUUGGCCGAUUUUGGAGUAUCAGCACAAAUCACGGCAACGAUCAACAAGCGAAAGUCCUUUAUUGGAACCCCGUACUGGAUGGCGCCUGAGGUGGCCGCAGUGGAGCGGAAGGGAGGGUACAAUCAGCUCUGUGAUAUUUGGGCUUGUGGGAUCACUGCUAUUGAGUUAGCAGAGCUCCAGCCUCCGAUGUUCGAGCUCCAUCCAAUGAGGGUGUUGUUUCUGAUGUCCAAGUCGGGCUUCAAACCUCCGCAGCUUAAAGAGAGAGAGCGCUGGUCGCAACUAUUUCAUGGAUUUCUCAAAUUGGCUCUCACCAAGAAUCCUAAGAAGAGACCCACCGCUGAUAAAUUGUUGCAGCACCCUCUCUUCCAACAAGAGAUGAACAAGAGACUGGCGAUAGAUCUCCUUCAGAAAUAUUCCAACCCACCCUCACUUUGUAAUAACCAGGAGUUGGACGAAGAUGGGGCGAUAUCCAACGUGCCUCAACGUAUAGCAUCAAAGCACACCGGGCGUGGCGGAAGGCGUGUGCUGGCAGACCAGCCUCCGAACAGCAUUAGGCCUAGGAGUUUGAUUGAUGACGAUAUUAUGACGGCAUCGAGAGUUCGGUUAAUGGAGGAAAGUCGCGAGAGGCGUAGCGGCGCAUACGACGACUCACCCAUCAUAGACUUGGACGCGGAAGACGACCUCAGUCUCGCCUCUAUGCCUAAAGUUAUCAAUUUCGCUGCAGACCUUAAUAAUAGCGGGGAUACUGUUAAACGGAAUGCAUACCAUAGACAAACCAGUGAAGAGUGGAGCGUUGCAUCGCUAAUGACCUGUCCCAAACACAAUCCCCUCACUCAGGAGUUAUCGUCAGACUCGAUAUCUACUAGUGAAAACAAGUGGUGUCGGGUGAUCACUGGGGAUGAUAUUAUGAGAAUGAGUUUGAGGAGCCUCUUACAGUAUAUUGACGAAGAGUUAAUGCUCAGGGCGACACUACCUUUAACUGCAGAUACGGCAGCCAUGUCACAGGCUGGCAACAAUCUGUCAAUACACGAUCACCACCUCUCCCAAUGCAUACAGCUAAAGCAGAACUUUUUAAAUAAUUCUACUACGAACGUCUAUCAAAGUUUAACGAGCUUUCAAACGCCAAUCGGCUCCUCUUCGGCGUCCAUAAACGAACAAUUGUGUAAGAAAGACGAAAUAAUGUACGCCGAUCAUCAGGACUCGGAAACUCCAAUCAACUCGAAUUGUGAGUGUGGUUUGUGCCCGAAACCGGAAUCAAAAGACGUGAACACCCUUAGUGAUUUACAACGCUCCGUCGCACCGAAGUGUUCCUGUGACUCCUGCAAUUCGAACGGUGACAUUUUAAGCUAUUACCGGCAUUGCCCGAACCAAAAUCAAGACUCCGGUAUAGUUAUCUGUGAGGUGUGCAAGAAACAAAAGAUUUCUGUGAGCAAUUUUCGCGCUCUGCAGAUCGCAAAUCGUUUACAAAUAUCGGAUUCGGGCCAAAUUGAAAAUGGCGGUUCUGAUGACGAGUUGUGUCGGAAAAUCGACAUAAGUUUAAAUAUGGAUGUACAAGAGCAUAGAAAGAGGCAUAAUAGGCACAAUUCGGAUUCGGUCACGGCGGGGAUAGAUUUGAAUCAGUUCUGUCAAUGUGAACUGGAUAACUCUGGUAGUAAGAGGAAAACUUCGUCGGUGGACGAAAUUUUCAAGAUGGCAGAGGAUGGUGGGUCGAGUCAAGAGUUGAAGGAUGAUGAGGUGAAAACGAGUCAACGGCAACGAAGCUUAUCAGAUAGUCAACGGGACAAGGCGAAAGUUGAUGCCGAAGGUAGUAGUACACCUCCCGUACCUCCUCGACGAGCAAGGGGUAGACGAGUUCGAAGCCCAGUGCGACCAGCGCCCAACGGACUACCGCCUACACCCAAAGUGCACAUGGGUGCUUGUUUCUCUAAGGUGUUUAAUGGCUGUCCGCUUCGGAUAAACUGCACAGCAUCUUGGAUACACCCCGACACCAGGGAUCAGCAUAUUCUCAUAGGUGCGGAGGAGGGUAUCUACACGUUGAACUUGAACGAGCUACAUGAGACUGCUAUGGAUCAACUCUGCCCUCGAAGGACGAUUUGGAUGCACGUCAUUAAGGAUGUUCUUAUGUCGCUUUCUGGUAAAACCCCCUGCCUGUACCGGCACGAGCUGUUGGUGUUAACGGGUAGUGGGCGGGCGGGGGCUGGCAGAUCCCUUCGCGUGCUGCCACCUCGGCUUCUCCCCAGACGGUUCGCGCCUUCCACGCGCGUCCCCGACACCAGGGGCUGUACCGUGUGCGCAGUAGUCCGUAACCCUUACAAUGGUUACAAGUACCUGUGCGGGGCCACACCCGCUGGAUUAUUCCUCAUGCAGUGGUACGACCCUCUACGGAAGUUCAUGCUGCUAAAGAACAUCGAAUGUGUACUACCCUCGCCGUUACUCGCUUUCGAGUUAAUCAUAACUCCGGAGCUUGAGUAUCCACUUCUUUGUGUGGGCGUCACGAGGAAACCUAUACGGCUUAAUCUAAUUAAUAUUAACUCGGGUGCGAGCUGGUUCCACUCGGACGAGCUGGAGGUCCGCCCUGGGGGCUCAAACACCGUGAUACCGAGGCCUGAGAGGCUUCACACGCUUAGAGCUGUGCAUCAGCUGAAUAAGGACGCGAUACUUGUGUGUCACGAAAACGUAGUGGACAUAAUCCCAGUGCUUCCCGGGUUCGAUUCCCGGCGACAAGACGACAAGCGGAGGAGCAAGUUGCCGCAGAGACUGCAGUUCGACUUCCAGAUUGAUAGCAUAUUGUGUCUAGCGGACUCAGUGCUGGCCUUCCACCGCAACGGCAUGCAAGGACGGUCCUUGAGGAACGCUGACGUCACUCAGGAAAUAGUGGACCACUCGCGCGCAUACCGACUCGUCGGACACGACAAAGUUGUAGUACUAGAAUCGCACGUCCUCCAAAACAACACGCUCUCAGGCGAAGACGGGAAUGAUCUAUAUAUUUUGGCCGGACACGAGGCCUCAUACUAGGUACCCAUUGUCGCGGCCAAUCUCUAUAGCAUAAUUAUGUUUUAAAAUAUUGAAAAUCAAAGGUAUUUUGAUGGAGGUAUAUAUAUUGGCCGUUAUUUCUUUUUAAUCAAAAUAUUUUUCUAAUUAAUAGUUCUGCGUUCCUUGUAUGAUUAAAAAGUUUGUAUACUAUUACCCCGUAUCGA
This is a messenger RNA of Pieris brassicae (large cabbage white), 3796 nucleotides long. It is a transcript of the gene hppy, whose product is annotated as mitogen-activated protein kinase kinase kinase kinase 5. NCBI's taxonomy places the organism in Eukaryota, Metazoa, Arthropoda, Insecta, Lepidoptera, Pieridae. Gene Ontology annotation, molecular function: MAP kinase kinase kinase kinase activity; ATP binding. The coding region runs from base 129 to 3614 and encodes 1161 amino acids. The transcript has 23 exons. Gene Ontology annotation, biological process: protein phosphorylation. The record is from RefSeq and is a predicted model, not a curated record.